Penicillium pulvis is the source of this 552-nucleotide messenger RNA. RefSeq names its product peptide chain release factor family protein. The transcript is spliced from 2 exons. Gene Ontology annotation, cellular component: mitochondrion. Gene Ontology annotation, biological process: translational termination. NCBI's taxonomy places the organism in Eukaryota, Fungi, Ascomycota, Eurotiomycetes, Eurotiales, Aspergillaceae. The coding region runs from base 1 to 552 and encodes 183 amino acids. The record is from RefSeq and is a predicted model, not a curated record. Gene Ontology annotation, molecular function: translation release factor activity.
AUGCUAUGCCCCAGACCUUGGCUAGGGGCCCUCCAAGCCCUCCCCAGAUUACCACGACUCUCCACCCAACAUCGAAGCUUCAGCAUAACACCCAAUCUUCCCGCAAAACCCCUACCACCCCGCCUCAAGAUCAACGAUGCCGACCUAACAGUCUCCUACCUCAAGGGCACCGGGCCCGGCGGACAAAAGAUCAAUAAAACCAACUCUGCGGUCCAAAUCAUCCAUCAUCCCUCUGGCAUUGUCGUCAAGUGCCAGGCCACGCGGUCCAGGUCUCAGAAUGCGAAGACUGCGCGCUCGUUGCUUGCUGAUAAGAUUGAGCAAAAGGAGAAGGGGGGUGGGAGUCGGGUUGCGCUGAAGGCGGAGAUUGCGAAGAAGAAGAAGGCUAGUAAGAUGAAGAAGACUAGGAGGAAAUAUCGGGAGUUGGAAGGGAAAGAGGGGGAGGUGCAUGAGGAGGAACUGGAGGAGGCUGAGGAGGGAUCGGAAGAGGUCCAGGCUGUUCCAAAGGUUGGAGGCUCAGGGGAAAUGACUGGAGAGAAAGGUCCGGCUUCAUAG